Messenger RNA from Misgurnus anguillicaudatus (oriental weatherfish), 3699 nucleotides. The record is from RefSeq and is a predicted model, not a curated record. Lineage: Eukaryota; Metazoa; Chordata; Actinopteri; Cypriniformes; Cobitidae.
GAAUAAUUAGCUACCUUGUAAAAUACGUAUGAAUUGUUAUGAAAUAACCUUGAAAUAAACCUAUGGUGGGUUGUUUCAAAACAUUGUUGGGUUUGAUUGCAACUAAACUGAAGAUCGAUAUUCUGGAAGAUUUUUUAACUCUUAAUCUCUUCAAGAAAGAAGAUAUGUGAGACUUUUAAAGCCGUACAUGAAAACAUCUGAUACACAUUCACAGGGAUCGGCGGCAACCCUAGCAUUUGCCUAUUCUGUCUAUGCCAUGGGUCAGCCCUGCUUCAACACAAUAUCUGCUCUUUAAAGAGAAGAAGAACAAUGGCAGAAUCUUUACCAACAUCACCAAAACGGACCAGAAGAAAGAGUAUGAGUCCACCUCCAUAUCUGUCAUCCUCCAGUGUUUCUCUGUCUGAAGAGCUUCAGUGUUGUGUGUGUCUGGAUGUAUUAAGUGAUCCAGUCAGUACUCCAUGUGGACACAACUUCUGCAGGAUCUGUCUGAAACAGUGCUGGCACAACAGUCAGAUCUACAGCUGUCCAUACUGUAAAGAAACAUUCAGUAAAAGACCAGAGCUCAAGAUCAACACAGCACUUAGAGAGAUCACGCUGAUCUUUAAGAAAAAGUUCAGUCUGAGAAGAUCUGAAGUCCUCUGUGACAUCUGUGAUGAAAGAAAACUGAAAGCCCUGAAGUCCUGCCUGAUGUGUCAGGCAUCUUACUGUGAAACUCACCUGGACCUUCAUGAGAAAAUGAGUUUAAAGAAACACAAACUGCUGGAUCCUGUGGAGAAUAUAAAGGACUAUAUAUGUGAGAAACAUGAGAGACCUCUGGAGCUCUUCUGUAGAGAUGAUCAGACACGUGUUUGUGUGUUUUGUGCUUUUGGAGAUCAUAAGAAUCACAACACUGUUCCUCUAGAGGAGGAAAGUAAAGAGAAGAAGACUCAACUGAUGAAGACACAGACAGACAUUCAGCAGAUGAUCCAGAAGAGAAUCAAGAAGAUUCAAGACAUCAAACAAUCAGCAGAACUCAGAAAAAGAAGCAGAGAGCAGGAGAAAGCAGCGAGUGUUGAGGUCUUUAGUGAUCUUAUCAGAUCCAUUGAGAGAUGUCAGACUGAGCUGCUGGAGAUGAUGGAGGAGGAACAGAAAGCAGCAGAGAAACAUGAUGAAGAUCUCAUUAAAGAUCUGGAGCAGGAGAUCACCGAGCUUAAGUGUAGAGACAGUGAGCUGCUGGAGAAGAUCACACACAGUAAAGAUCAUCUUUAUCUCAUACAGAUUUACUCAUCAUCCCUGUACAGAGCUCCAGACAUGAAGAACUGGUCUGAGAUCAGUAUGAAGACUCAUGUGAGUGUGGAGACUCUGAGGAGAGCUCUGACUAAACUACAGGAGACUCUCAAUGAGAAACUCACUCAGACUGUGUUGAUGAAGAUGCAGCAGUAUGCAGUGGAUGUGACUCUGGAUCCUGAUACAGCUCAUCCAGAUCUCAUCCUGUCUGAAGAUAGAAAACAAGUGAGAACUGAAGACAUUAGACAUGAACUCCCAGAUAAUCCAGAGAGAUUUGAUUUGUGUGUCUGUGUCCUGGGAAAAGAGGGAUUCACCUCAGGGAGAUUUUAUUUUGAGGUUCAGGUGAAGGACAAAACUAAAUGGAUUUUAGGAGUGGUCAGAGAAUCUGUAAACAGAAAGGGAUCGAUCACAGUGUCUCCUGAGGAUGGACACUGGACUGUGAUUCUGAGAGACGAGAAUGAAUAUGAAGCUCUUGAUGAUCCCUCAGUCUCUCUGUGUCUGAAAGUGAAACCACAGAAGGUCGGGGUGUUUGUGGAUUAUGAGGAGGGUUUGGUUUGUUUUUAUGAUGUAGAGUCCAGGUCUCAUAUCUACUCUUUCACUGCUCAAACUUUCACUGAAAAACUCUUUCCAUUCUUCAGCCCAUGUGUUAAUGAUGAAGGUAAAAAUUCAGCUCCUCUGAUCAUCUCACCUGUUCACUACAACAAAUGAAUUCACAUCCAGAAUAUAAAAUACUAAAUAAAACGAACGCUUUAUGAAUAUGAAUAAAAAAUAAACAUUAUCUUUACACAUCUGUAUUAAUAAUAAAAGAUUACAAGUAUUUUACUAUAUUUAUGGUUAGGUUUUUAUAUUAAUCCUGUAUUCAUGCAGUGGUGGUUCAUUUAAUUUAUGUCUAAUAUUCAGGCAUGAAAAUCCUUCACCUUUCGAUGAAAGCCAAAACAGGUGACCCUCGUGAACUGUGUAGAUUCGAUAAGAAAUUUUUGGGGGGUUGGGAGGUAUGCGCGCAUUGUUUGUUGACGCGCACUUCGCCAUCAUCCAAGAUGUAUCCCAGACAUUAGAUUUAUUUGAGUUCAUGCCACGCUGUAAAAACUGACAGGCAGGUGACAUCAAAGUACCACGAGAGUGAAUCGAGAACUCAUAAGAACUCUGCUUUCGAACCGCUCUCGCGCUACUGUGAUGUCUUCCGCCUUUUCUGUGUACUUCAUCAUACAUGCUUGUUGAAUAUGCGUAGAGCAACUGCAUUCGGGACGUAAAGUCAGACACAAAACGCUGUGAGACUUUUGAAACGAUAGCCCCUCGUAUCAAAGUCAAGGCUGUGAUGUUUGCUUACAGCGCAACCACCAGCUCUGCUCCCGUAUGUCAGGAUCCUGCCAAAAGUCUUUCAUGUCUGUAUUUAGUUCCUUGUGGCAGCGUUCUGCAAGGGUUCCCACCCCCCUUGUUCUCCCUGUUCUUGGUUUAAACAUUAGUUCAUUCCCCUCACCUGUUUUUCCCUUGUUGUCCUGUUUAGUCAAACACAAAACGCUGUGAGACUUUAUCACUGUAGAAUUCUGAGCCGUCAAUCAAUUAAAACAACAUAUAUACAUAGACUGACAUUGCAAAGUGACCUAAAAGUUUUUUUAUUGGAAUGGAUUGGAACGAAUAAUGGACAUACUCUGCGCUUGUAAGUCACAUUGGUCUAAAUUUACUAGCCUACUGCCGUAAAUACGUAAAUGUAAAUAUGGCAAAACUGCUAAAUAAUGCAUGAAAUGCUGUUAAUAAGAACAUACUCCUACUAAUGCUUGACAGGAGAUAUACGCACAAAUUAUCUUUUAAUACCACAGUCUCUGUAAGUAUUCUCAUAAAAACAGUCAUUUAUUAUAUAAGUGGGCAGUUGAUUAUACAGUAUGUGUCAGUGUAGACCAGCACAGCAUCAGUUCGUCUUAUAAGAAAUGCUUAUGUUUGAGUCAUUGUGUUAAUCAAACUACAGAAGACAAUAGGAAAAUCACUUUUAUAGCUUUAAAAGAUCAAUUAUAUUUAAUUUAUAGAAUGAAAACAGUGUUAUAUUAAUUUGAUACUGUUUCUUUACCUAAUCAAUACUGUUAGAUCUUACUUUUUAUGUAACUUUGUUCUUUUCUAUUUUAUAUGCUUGUAAUUUGUUGAUUCGUUCUUAUUUUAUUUUCCUACAUCAUUUUUUGCUGAUCUGAAAAUUAUUUAAACCAUGACUCAAAAACCAUAAUGUAAUAUUACAUUGUAAAAUUAAGUAAUUUUAAAAUUAUAUGUAGGCCUUUAGGUCCACCCUAUUUCAAGGCACGGUCAGAUUAUGGCAAAAUAAAAUUAUUGCAGAUGUAAAAUUGUAAGGGAAUGCUACUUUUCACAGCUUUCCAUAUUUAUCAACUCAUUUAAUAAAACAUGGUUUCGGUUAAUCUGGUUUCGGAAAUUUACAAUCUAAAUUGUCCG